UCACACGUGCCAAUUCCAAAAAACUAUUCUCUCCUUACAUCCUUGUUCCAGCUUGUGUGGUGCAACAAAUAAAAGCUAGAGAGAGAAACCUGGGAGUGAUGCAACAAAGAUAGUGAGAGAAAGUAAGAGAAGAGAUCAAAAUCAAAACCCCCCCCCUCUCUCUCUCUCUAUAUCUCUCUAUGUACAAAUUUCUUCUUGGGAAUUUGCAAUAUAACUGUUGCCAAUACCUUUCUCUCUCUAAACACCACCGCUGCACCGCAACUUCAAUUCACUCCAUAACCAGAUAUACAUACACAUAUAUACGUGCGUGUAGAGAAAGAGAGAGAGAGGGGGAGGAGAUAUACGGUGAGGCGGCCAUUGUAGGAAGCCAUGAGAAUCAGGAAGCGGUUUCCUCAGCCGUCAGAUCCCCAGCUUAAUCACUCAGUUAUGGCGGUGCAACGACAGCUGGUACGUGAAUCUCCAAUAAUACUGCCUCAGCCGCCCUCAGCCGCCGCCACGGCCUGCUUCUCUCCGCCGCCGCCGCCGCCGCCUGAUCAUCCGAAUCCGCCUCCCGAUCACCCGGAUCCGACCCGAAUCCCGAACCCGACAUGGGGCUGCGAUUCCUCUCAGCGCAAAAUGGAGCAAAAGGAAUCGGAGGAGGUCAAAGAGGAAGAAGAUGAUGAGAGAAUUACUACUGGUGGUAAUGAUUCAAAGAAAGAUGGCAUCUCUACUGCACUCCAAGAUUCGUUCAUCUCCCAACCCUUCUCUUCUUUCCAUCAAGAUGAGAGAGAGGUGCCAUUGAAGAAGAGGAGAGGUAGUGGGUUUGAGAAAUUCGUAGUAAUGGGGAAAGAAACAACGAAGCCGCCGAAGAUGAAGUCGAAAACCAACAAGAAAUGCGUGCAGGAAAGUGGCGAUCAUGGAGCAGCCGCCGCCGCCGCCGCAGGCGGCGGCGGCGGCGAUAGUAACAGCCGUUAUGAUGCCGUGAAGAAGACCAAGAGAGGGAGCGAGAUCGUGGAGGGGUCACGGUGCAGCCGCGUUAACGGGAGAGGGUGGCGGUGCUGCCAGCAAACGUUAGUCGGCUACUCAUUGUGCGAGCAUCAUCUGGGCAAAGGACGGCUGCGGAGCGUUAACGCCGUCAAGAACCGUCAAGUGGGCGAAUCCACGAACACAAAAACAACCAAGAGCCGCAACGCGGAGGAAUCGGAAGAAACAUCAUGGGAUUCCUCGAAAGAGAAGCCUUUGUCGUUGUUGUUGGAGAAUAUUUCUGAGGAUGAGGAUGAUGAUAAUGAAAGGAAGAAGCCAUCUAGCAGUGGUAAGAAGAAGAGGGUGAAGCUUGGAAUGGUGAAAGCCAGAUCGAUGAGCAGUCUUCUUGGACAAACAGACAACCUGGUCGCAACAAAAGUGGCACAAAACGAAGGCGAAAUGAGGGUUAAUUAACUAAUUAGUUUUAUUACUGCAUGCCUAAUUAUCAGCAAAUAAACCGUGGUUUGGUUAUAAUAUAUUGUAUGGACUUUGUUAUAUGGUCGUUUGAUUUCUUCAUGUUUUCUUCUGUUGUCUUCAUGUUCAAAAUGAGUUAAAUUAAAAACCUUAUUU
This is a messenger RNA of Ipomoea nil (Japanese morning glory), 1572 nucleotides long. RefSeq lists its product as uncharacterized. The coding region runs from base 370 to 1416 and encodes 348 amino acids. The transcript has 5 exons. Lineage: Eukaryota; Viridiplantae; Streptophyta; Magnoliopsida; Solanales; Convolvulaceae. The record is from RefSeq and is a predicted model, not a curated record.